AUGGGUGGAAGCGCCGCGGUGGUGUGUGUGCGAGGGCAAGUGGGGAGGGGGACUCAGCUCAGGACAGGGAGGCCCUGCUCGCAGGUCCCGGGGUCCCGGUGGCAGCCGGAGCGCUUGGUCCGCAGGCAGCGGGCGGGUGGUCCCCCCUCCCAUGUGGACACGGGGAACUCUUACCUUUGUGGGUACCUGAAGAUUAAAGGCCUUACUGAGGAGUAUCCAACUCUCACGACCUUCUUCGAAGGAGAAAUAAUCAGCAAAAAACACCCUUUCUUAACGCGGAAGUGGGACGCAGACGAAGACGUUGAUCGGAAACACUGGGGCAAGUUUCUGGCUUUUUAUCAGUAUGCAAAAUCAUUUAAUUCAGAUGACUUUGAUUACGAAGAGCUGAAGAAUGGAGAUUAUGUCUUCAUGAGGUGGAAGGAACAGUUCCUGGUCCCAGACCAUACGAUCAAAGACAUCAGCGGUGCUUCCUUUGCUGGGUUCUAUUACAUCUGCUUCCAGAAGUCGGCAGCCUCCAUAGAGGGCUACUAUUACCAUAGGAGUUCAGAAUGGUAUCAGUCACUCAACCUAACUCACGUUCCCGAACACAGCGCACCCAUCUACGAGUUCCGGUGACAGCGGUUCAGAGCAGGAACCAAAUAAAACUGAACUUGGCAAAAAAAGAACUCUGCCAAGAAAAUCGUGUACCUGCCAGAACCAGGAGAACGUGUGUUCCUGUUUCUUCACGAGCAGACUCGCAUCAGAAAGCAUGAAUGUUAACCCACAGAAUCCAAGGAGCAUGGCCAACCAACGGCAGGUGGAGGGAGUGUUCUCUGUGCUUCCUCCCUCUCUGUGGCAGUUUGGUCUUAAUCUGUUGUAAGCUACCUUAAAUGCACUUUUCCUUCCUGCACAGCUAACUUCUGUAUCACUGAAAGGCCCAUUCCUUCCUCCGUCCCCACCUCCAGCCGAGCAGAAGGUCAGCCCCCCAGUCACCCUCAGCCUUGGUGCUCAGUGGUCUCGGCCCAGGCCCCAGCCCUGCGCCCCCCACCCCCAGUUGCUCAGUCCGGUAGCUCAAGAGAAGGCAGAGCCCCAGCACACGUGUGCCGCGCCCCCCCCACCCCCCCCACCC
Molecule: messenger RNA, 1108 nt
Organism: Puma concolor (puma)
Lineage: Eukaryota; Metazoa; Chordata; Mammalia; Carnivora; Felidae
Source: RefSeq, a predicted model, not a curated record